UCCAAGACGAAUGGACAUCAAACUCUGCUCAUAUAAUCAGAUGCCUUAGAAUGCCGCCUUCUGACGUGGAUGACCCAGGGUCUCUCAGUCGCUGUCUCGGCCUGAAAAGGCUCUCAUACUCGAUCAGCAGCCACGCCAGGUAACAAUGAUAGUCCACGGGCCGCAGAUGGGACGCAGCGAAGCUCUGGGCUGUCUGGGCUAUCUGCCGUGCCUCGUCGUCGUGCUCCAGCGCCCACACCAGCUUUGCGGGCAGGUCACCGAGUGAAGGAGACACCGGGACAAAGUGCACCCAUGGCUGCAGCCACCCGUCCAUCCAUGUCUCAAAAGCGGUCUGAGGGAAAAUGUAAAGAGCGAGCUCUCGGAUUUGGCUCGUGCGUUGCUCACCGAAAUGAAAACAAGGGAGUUGGACCGUAAUAAGCUGACUAGCCGCCGUGACCAUGAGUUUCCAUCGACAUGAAGGACAUACUUGUAGUCGAAAUACCGCUCAACCGGCAGUGGCUUGGCUCUCCCAAGGAUGUGCUCCAGCUGCGAACAGAUAGAUGGAGUGUUGCACUGACAGUAGCCCGUCAGGCCCACAUCGAACAGGUCUCCCACACGGGAUGAAGCCCACUUGCCCUCUGGCCACUUGUCGUGAUCCGAGACGAGGCCAUGCGACCGCAGCUCCUUGCUAACAUCGCUGAAAAGAGCGUUCUUGUUGUUUUGUCCGAAUAGCUUAACCAGUCUGCCCCUCUCGCACUUCCACAGCAGGUCAUCCGCAUUCGUCCACUGACAUCCCGUGUUCGAUCCCCGCCACACCAGCAUGCUUUUCUUGUCCUCCCAUCUCGCCGUGGCGUCUUUGGGACUCCACUCGUCAAGGUAGUAGGGAGAGACGAUAUCCACAAAGCACGGCCACACGCGAGCGGCGGAGAGCAUGGGUAGCAGGCCUCGGCGAGCAUUAAAAG
Vitrella brassicaformis is the source of this 941-nucleotide messenger RNA. The record is from the annotation of a GenBank genome assembly. Lineage: Eukaryota; Vitrellaceae.